Messenger RNA from Strongyloides ratti, 1239 nucleotides. RefSeq names its product Zinc transporter ZIP2. Gene Ontology annotation, biological process: zinc ion transmembrane transport. The record is from RefSeq and is a predicted model, not a curated record. Gene Ontology annotation, cellular component: plasma membrane. The coding region runs from base 1 to 1239 and encodes 412 amino acids. NCBI's taxonomy places the organism in Eukaryota, Metazoa, Nematoda, Chromadorea, Rhabditida, Strongyloididae. The transcript has 2 exons. Gene Ontology annotation, molecular function: zinc ion transmembrane transporter activity.
AUGGAGCAUGAUCACCAUGUGGAAGAUAAUCUAUUGAUAUGGAGAAUAAUUCUUCUUACUAUUAUGGUUGUCAUGACUUUUUCUAUUGGAAUAUUACCUGUUAAAAUAUUAAAAUUUCUUCGAAAACGAGCAGCAGAAAACAGAAGUAGACAACAGGGAAGUUCAAGAUUUUCGUCACUUUCUCUAUGUAUGCUGACAUGUUUCUCUGGAGGAGUUUUUUUAGCAACAUGUUUCUUACAUCUAUUGCCUGAAUUAAAUGAUCACAUUAAACAUGUUGUUGUUGAGCAUGAUUUUCAUAUAGAUUAUCCAUUAGCUGAAUUGUUAACGUGUAUUGGAUUUUUUUUCUUAUUUUUUAUUGAAGAAUUAGUUUUAAAAUUUAUACCUGCAGCUGGUCAUGGACAUUCUCAUUCUCAACCUAUAGAAAAAUCGCUUUUAAAAGUUUCUGAAAAUGAGUUGGAAACUUCUUCAUUUAUUGAUACAAAAUCACAUCCAUAUUUAGAGAAGGGAAAUAAAAAUGGUAAAAAUCAUCUUUUAAAUAUAGGUGAUGAGAAAAAAAAAGAUGUUGAGAAGAUUCAGGCUAUUAGUCAAAUGACGAAAGGAAAUGAUGAUAAUGAUAAUUUUAGUUGUAAAUCAUUAGCUUUUGCCGAGCCUGAACGUUGUGAGACAGAUUGUCAUAAAAUUGAUGAGCAUCCUCCUAUUCGUAUGAAAUCUCAUCCACAUAGACAUUCACAUGGAGUUAGAUCAGUAACUUUUUUAUUAGCUAUAUCCUCACAUUCUGUCAUUGAAGGAUUGGCAUUUGGAGCAAUGAAUACUAAAAAGGGACUUCGGGCUCUUUUUAUUAGUCUUAUGAUACAUAAAUUAAUUGUUGCAUUUUCAAUGGGUUUACAGCUUGCUAGAACUCAUGCACAUAAUAUUAAAUGGGUAAUAGUAUCAAUGUUUAUAUUUUCUAUAACUUCCCCAGUUGGAGCUAUUGUGGGAAGUUUUGUACAUAAUAUUGAAAAUGAAUAUUUAAAAGACAUUCUACUUAUGAUAAUGCAGGGUUUAGCUGUUGGCACAUUUUUGUAUGUCACAUUUUUUGAAGUUUUAAUCAAUGAAAGAAAUAAUGAGCAUAAUAAUUUUCUUAAAUUGGCAUUAAUAGUAUUUGGCUUUUCUGUUAUUGGAACUUUAAGAUAUUUUGAUCAACAUGAACACAAUCAUUCUCAUGAUAAUAAAAUGAGUAUGCAUUCUCAUGAUCAUUGA